GGCGGCGGCGGCGGCGGCGUGCGGGCUGGCUCCCCGGGCUGCUUCCUAACUCGUCAUCCCGGGCUUGCUGGCGAGGCCUCCUUUAGGUCUGCAGGAGCGCGGCCGAGGCCCGGGAGGCGCGACCCGGGCUGUCUGCGGCAGAGCUGCCUCCACAGUGGUGAAAUGUGCUGCGAGAAGUGGAGCCGCGUGGCGGAAAUGUGUCUCUUCCUGGAGGACCGGGAGGAGGAAUGUAAGAUCCUGUGCCUUUGCUCCAGGGCGUUUGUAGAGGAUCGAAAAUUGUACAAUUUGGGAUUAAAAGGCUUUUACAUCAGAGACAGUGGCAACAAUUCAGGAGACCAGGCAACAGAAGAGGAGGAGGAAGAUGGUUAUUCCUGUGGUACUGCAGAAUCACAUGACAGCAAAGGUAUAGACCUAGAUGAAAAUGAGCUUGAUUCUGAGGCCGAACUCAUGAGAAGUAUGGGAUUGCCACUUCAAUUUGGUAGGACAUCUGCACAUAAGAAUUUUGAGGUAUCUAUGAAUACUAGAAAUAAAAUAAAAAAGAAAAAGAAAAAACAUCAGAAGAAAUACUUAGAUGAAAUUAUGCAAGAAUCUUGGAGAAAAGAAUAUGAAGAAGAUGACAUUCUGGCUUCAGGUGAUCCACCGUCAGUUGAACAGUGUGAGAACACCAGAAGAUGUAAACUUCAAAGCAAAAAAGAUACUGAGGUGGAAAAUCAUCCUGUUGAAAACAUACUAUCUCCAAAGCUAGAAAUUACAGAGAAAUGGGAAAAGUAUUGGAAUGAAUAUGGAGGAGGAUUGUUGUGGCAAAGUUGGCAAGAAAAACAUCCAGAUCAAGCACUAUCUUCUGAACCUUGGAACUUUCCUGAUACAAAGGAAGAAUGGGAGCAACAUUAUAGUCAACUUUAUUGGUAUUAUUUGGAACAGUUUCAGUAUUGGGAAGCUCAGGGUUGGACUUUUGAUGCCUUGCAAAGCUGUGAUACAGAUACUUAUACAUCUAAAACAGAAGCUGACAAGAAAGAUGAAAAUUGCGUGAAAGUUGACGUAGUAUCUUUUCCAUCUACACCUAUUACAGUUGAUAAUGACAGCUCUGGUACAAAUGAUAAGGAUCAUAGUGAAAUACUUAAUGGAAUUAGUAACAUAAAACUGAAUUCAGAGGAAGUAGAACAGAGCCAGCUAGAUUCCUUUAUAAGUCAUGAUGAUCAUCAACGGCUAAGUGAAGUUAGUUGCAGAAGAGAGUGCCCUGCAUCCAGCCAAAGUGAACCAUGUAACGGAGGAACCAAUGAGGAAAGCAACUUAACAGGAAAUAGAAGCACAGACCCAGCAGCUCAGGGGUCACAGAAGUCUUCAGAAACAAACAAAAGCAAAGUCAGACUACACGCCAGUGGUACUGAUGGAGAUGAAAGUGAGGAAGAUCCACCUGAGCAUAAGCCAGGCAAACUCAAGAGGAGCCAUGAACUGGACAUCGAUGAAAACCCAGCUUCAGACUUUGAUGACAGUGGUUCCCUUCUAGGAUUCAAGCAUGGCUCAGGACAAAAAUAUGGUGGAAUUCCAAAUUUCAGUCGUCGGCAGGUCAGGUAUCUAGAGAAGAAUGUGAAGCAUAAGUCUAAGUACCUGGACAUGCGCAGACAAAUAAAAAUGAAAAACAAACACAUCUUCUUUACCAAAGAGUCAGAAAAACCAUUUUUCAAGAAAAGCAAAACUCUGAGUAAGGUAGAAAAAUUCCUAACAUGGGUGAAAAAACCAAUGGAUGAAGAAGCAUCACAGGAAUCAUCUUCUCAUGACAAUGCGCACAACACUUCCACAAGUAGUGAUUCAGAGGAACAAGACAUGUCUGUUAAAAAAGGUGAUGACCUACUGGAGUCUAGUCAUCCAGAACCUGAAAAGUGUCAGAGCAUGGCUUCAGCUGGUGAACUUGAAACAGAAAACUAUGAAGGAGACAGCUUGGUAGCAACUGUUCCAGAUGAGCAGGAUUGUGUUACUGAAGAAGUACCAGGCUCCCUCCAGGCAGAAACCGAAGCUGAAGUGAAAAAGAAGAAGAAGAAGAAGAACAAAAAGGCGAAUGGUCUGCCUCCUGAGAUAGCUGCUGUUCCUGAGCUGGCCAAAUACUGGGCCCAGAGGUACAGGCUCUUCUCCCGUUUUGAUGAUGGGAUUAAGUUGGACAGAGAGGGCUGGUUUUCAGUUACGCCCGAGAAGAUUGCUGAACACAUUGCUGGCCGAGUCAGUCAGUCCUUCAAGUGUGAUGUGGUAAUCGAUGCAUUCUGUGGGGUUGGAGGAAAUACCAUUCAGUUUGCCUUAACAGGAAUGAGAGUGAUUGCCAUUGAUAUCGAUCCUGUUAAGAUUGCUCUUGCUCGUAAUAAUGCAGAAGUUUAUGGGAUAGCAGAUAAGAUAGAGUUUAUCUGUGGAGAUUUCUUGCUGCUGGCUCCUUGUUUAAAGGCUGAUGUUGUGUUCCUCAGCCCACCUUGGGGAGGUCCAGACUACGCCACUGCAGAGACCUUUGACAUUAGGACGAUGAUGUCGCCUGAUGGCUUUGAAAUUUUCAGACUUUCCAAGAAGAUUACUAAUAAUAUUGUUUAUUUUCUUCCAAGAAAUGCUGAUAUUGACCAGGUGGCAUCCUUGGCUGGGCCUGGAGGGCAAGUGGAAAUAGAACAGAACUUCCUUAACAAUAAAUUGAAGACAAUCACUGCAUAUUUUGGUGACCUAAUUCGAAGACCAGCCUCUGAACCUAACUGUGCAGCAGUGGAAGGACCAAAGAUUGUGGAGUAAACAAAACAUUAUUCAGAUGAGGUGUUCGGCAUGUCUUUCUCUAUUCACUGAUAUUUUCUACCCAUGGUCUUAUAUUACCGUAGGAAAUGGAAGCUUACAAGACUCGAAUAAAUAUCAGUGAGAUAUUUUGAGAUGUUUGAAUAAUUCCUUUAGAGGAAUUAUACAAAAUUAAUAUGUAUGUAUGAGAUCUUUGUAAAAAAAAUUUUU
Molecule: messenger RNA, 2967 nt
Organism: Saimiri boliviensis boliviensis (Bolivian squirrel monkey)
Lineage: Eukaryota; Metazoa; Chordata; Mammalia; Primates; Cebidae
Gene: TGS1
Product: trimethylguanosine synthase 1
Biological process (GO): 7-methylguanosine cap hypermethylation
Cellular component (GO): nucleus
Molecular function (GO): RNA cap trimethylguanosine synthase activity
Source: RefSeq, a predicted model, not a curated record